UCAGCCCCUCAGUCCAUGUUAUGGUGUCCAUCACCUCAGAUGCCUUGCUGUUAUUUAAAUUAUGCAACACCCACUCUAUAUAAUCAGCCAAGUAAGCUGCUUUUACCUAACCUCAACCAUUUCUAAUGCUUGUAAUCCCAGUGAAGUGUCUGUAUAAAGGAGCUCCUUGUUAUGGGCAGAAGGGAGGAAUAGUCUUCCAUAAGAAAGUUAGGGAGUUGAGAGAGAUGUAAGCUAAAGGUUUGCAAGAGUGCUUUGGUUUGGCCCAAUGUGUUGAGUCUUUGGGGUUGAUUUUGGAGAUCCUAGUGUUUAAACUUAUUCACCAGGUGGUCUGGCAGUAGCUGGACCCGAGAAAGCAGCUGACCUAUGGCAGGCCUGUCCGCAGCAAGCUAUCUGCAUCUUAGCUUGCUUUGUUUACUUUCCAGUCCUUUCUUACACCUGUUUUAGCAAAAGUAGCACCAGCAUUAAGUCCCUUCCUGGGAUGAAAAUCCGUGAGUUCAUCAGCCAAGAUGGAGCUUCAGUUUUGGCCUGAUUUGGUUUCGCUCUUGGAAAGGCUGAACUGUUGGAUGUUCUUUGUGGUUUUGGUCGUGUUUGUUUUGAUUAUUGACCUUGUGAAAAAGAGACGACCCAGGAAUUUCCCUCCAGGGCCACAGCUCUUUCCUCUCAUGGGAACCUUUGUGGACUUCAGGCAGCCCCUCCAUCUUGCACUGCAGAAGCUCACAGGUCGGUACGGAAACAUCUUCAGCGUGCAGUUUGGAAGUCUGACUUUUGUGGUAGUCAGUGGGUACCAGAUGGUGAGAGAAGCUCUUGUCCAGCAGGCUGAAAUAUUUGCAGAUCGGCCAAAUAUUCCACUUCUCCAAGAAAUAUUUAGAGGCUUUGGGCUCAUCUCAUCGAAUGGGCACAUAUGGAGGCAACAGAGGAAGUUUGCUGCAGCCACACUGAAAAGCAUUGCUGUGAGCUUUGAGGAGAAGGUGCAGGAGGAGAGCCGGUACCUCGUGGAGGUGAUCGAGGAGGAGAAAGGACAACCAUUUGACCCUCAUUACAAAAUCAAUAGUGCUGUUUCAAACAUCAUCUGUUCCAUAACUUUUGGGAGCCGCUUCGACUACCAUGACAACGGUUUCCAGGAACUGCUGCACUCACUGGCUGAGACGCUGCUGCUCAUCGGAAGCUUCUGGGGCCAGCUGUAUAAUGCUUUUCCUUUGGUCAUGAGGUGGUUACCAGGACCCUUUAGGAAAAUCUUCAGGCACUGGGAGAAGCUUCAAUCAUUUGUCAAGGGAGUGAUUGCAAAGCACAAGGAGGAUUUGGACCAGUCUGAGGCAGGAGAUUAUAUUGACUGUUACCUGAGGGAAAUAGAAAAGUUUAAAAGUGACACCAGCUCAUAUUUCCAUGAGGAAAACCUGCUGUGCUCCACCCUGGACCUCUUCUUAACUGGGACUGAGACAACAGCGACCGCCAUCCGCUGGGCUCUGCUCUACAUGGCCGCAUACCCCCACAUUCAGGAGAAAGUGCAGCUGGAAAUCGACACGGUGGUGGGGCCGUCCCGCCAGCCCACCAUGGCUGACAAGGAGAACAUGCCCUACACCAGCGCCGUGCUGAGCGAGGUCCUGCGGGUGGGCAACGUCGUGCCCCUGGGGGUGCCCAGGAUGGCCACCAGUGACACCACCCUGGCUGGCUUCCACCUGCCCAAAGGCACCACCCUGAUGACCAGCCUGACUUCGAUAAUGUUCGACAAAAACGUGUGGGAGACUCCAGACACCUUUAAUCCUGAACAUUUCCUGGAAAACGGCCAGUACAGGAGGCGGGAGGCUUUCCUGCCCUUCUCUGCAGGCAAACGGGCUUGUCCCGGGGAGCAGCUCGCCAGGACAGAGCUCUUCAUCUUCUUCACAGCCCUCCUGCAGAAGUUCACCUUCCAGGCACCAUCAGCUGCCACGCUGACCUUCGCCUUCACACUCAGCCUCACUCGCUGCCCCAAGCCCUUCCAGAUCCAGGCGCUGCCCCGUGAUUGAGGCUGGCCUGGGGCCGUGCCCCCUCAGCUCUCCACAAGCCACAAAGUGUCC
Molecule: messenger RNA, 2054 nt
Organism: Apus apus (common swift)
Lineage: Eukaryota; Metazoa; Chordata; Aves; Apodiformes; Apodidae
Product: cytochrome P450 2J2-like
Exons: 9
Coding region: 507-2003 (498 amino acids)
Biological process (GO): xenobiotic metabolic process
Cellular component (GO): cytoplasm; intracellular membrane-bounded organelle
Molecular function (GO): oxidoreductase activity, acting on paired donors, with incorporation or reduction of molecular oxygen, reduced flavin or flavoprotein as one donor, and incorporation of one atom of oxygen; heme binding; iron ion binding
Source: RefSeq, a predicted model, not a curated record